This is a messenger RNA of Apus apus (common swift), 1002 nucleotides long. Its product is annotated as 11-beta-hydroxysteroid dehydrogenase 1-like. The coding region runs from base 1 to 897 and encodes 298 amino acids. Gene Ontology annotation, molecular function: 11-beta-hydroxysteroid dehydrogenase (NADP+) activity; steroid binding. Gene Ontology annotation, cellular component: endoplasmic reticulum membrane; intracellular membrane-bounded organelle. NCBI's taxonomy places the organism in Eukaryota, Metazoa, Chordata, Aves, Apodiformes, Apodidae. The transcript is spliced from 6 exons. Gene Ontology annotation, biological process: steroid catabolic process. The record is from RefSeq and is a predicted model, not a curated record.
AUGGGUUGGUUGCAAAAGAUUCUCAUUCCCUUUUUGGGAUUGGUUUUGGCCUUCUGGUUCUAUUCUGCGAGGGAGAAUUUCAAACCGGAAAUGCUGAAAGGGAAGCGGGUGAUUGUCACUGGAGCAAGCACUGGGAUUGGAGAGGAGAUGGCUUAUCACCUGGCACGGAUGGGAGCCCACAUCCUGAUCACGGCACGGACAGAGGCCAAGCUCCAGAAAGUGGUGCAGCGGUGCCUGGAGCUGGGCGCAGCCUCGGCGCGGUACAUCAGCGGCACCAUGGAGGACACGGCCUUCGCCGAGCACGUGGUGAAGGAGGCAGGGACCUUGCUGGGAGGCCUCGACAUGCUGAUUCUUAACCACGUUGGCACAUCAUACUUUGGUUAUUUCAAUGGGGAUGUUGGACAUGUACGAAAGCUCCUGGAGAUCAACUUCCUCAGCUACGUGGCCAUGACCACGUCUGCCCUGCCCAUGCUGAAGGAGAGCGAGGGCAGCAUCGUGGUGGUUUCAUCCAUGGCAGGUAAAGUCGGGUUUCCCUUUACGGCCCCCUACUCUGCAACUAAGUUUGCCUUGGAUGGAUUUUUCAGCUCCCUGAGGCAGGAGUUCACCAUUCAGAGCAUUAAUGUUUCCAUCACACUCUGCAUCCUUGGCUUCAUCGACACGGAGAGCGCGCUGCGCGCCGCCGCGGAGCUGCUGUCGGUGUCGCCGGCGCCGCGCGCGCAGUGCGCGCUCGCGAUCCUGCAGGGAGCCGCGCUGCGGCGGCGGGAGCUCUUCUACCGGUACAGCUCGACCCGCCUGCCGCUGCUGCUGCGCGACUGGGCCCCCGCGCUGCUGGACCGCCUGGUGCGCGGCCGGUACCGCCUGGAGCGGCUGCAGCCGGCCCGGCCCGGCGAGAGCUGAGCGGCAGCGAGCGGGGAGGGUUGGCCGGGGCAACACCCUCCUCUGCCGGCGGAGACGGGACGUGCAGCCCGGGCCCCCCCGCCGGAACGGGCCGCCCCCCCCGUC